AUGGCAGCCAUUUCCUCUUUAUGUCUUGACGAUUACACGGUCGGAUGGAUAUGCGCUUUACCCGUGGAGAUGGCAGCCGCAAAGUUAAUGUUGGACGCAAUACACCCGAGUUUACCCCGCCCGCCGACAGACCAAAACAGCUAUAUCCUGGGAAAUAUCGGGGAUCACAACAUCGUCAUUGCCAGCUUACCAAGCGGUGCAUAUGGAAAUGUAUCAGCGGCCACAGUGGCAAUGCAGUUGCUCUCGAGCUUCCACUCCAUCCGGUUCGGCCUGAUGGUUGGUAUCGGUGGAGGUGUACCAAGCAGCAAGGCGGACAUUCGACUAGGCGAUAUUGUGGUGAGCCAGCCAGCAGAUAUGUUCGGAGGCGUGAUCCAAUACGAUCUGGGGAAAGCGUUGAGCGGCGGGUAA
Molecule: messenger RNA, 408 nt
Organism: Penicillium salamii
Lineage: Eukaryota; Fungi; Ascomycota; Eurotiomycetes; Eurotiales; Aspergillaceae
Source: the annotation of a GenBank genome assembly